CUGCUACUCACUGCCACUGUCGACUGCGAAGCAUUAAUUUGCUUCUCUCCUCCUCAGACCUCUCUCUUCGCCCUCUGGACCUCAAUAUUCUGCAAUGGCAUCGCAAAUCUCACAGCAGUACGCAUUCCGUGCUCAAAAAUCUCUUGGCCUCGUUGGCGGCACUCCGAACUACAACCCAGUUCCAGGAUUUGUCUCUCCAGACGUUGCGGCUAGAUCCUAUGUGUACAGCGCUGAUGGUCGUCUGUAUGCCUAUACUCUACCUACUGUAGUGCGAAUAUUCCAGGCAGAGGGGGCCAUACUCCUCAGGGAGCUGGCAAUUCCGAAUGUCGUCGAGCUGAACUUUUCUCCUCGAGGCACGUACUUGUCCACCUGGGAGCGGCCAGUCAAACUCGAAGACGGGUCCCAACAUAAAAAUCUCCGGGUUUUCUCGACCUCCACCGGCGAGGAGCUCAUAUCUUUCGGACAGAAGUCGCAAGAUGGCUGGGAUCUUCAGUAUACUAUCUCCGAGUCGCACGCAGUCCGGUUGGUCGGCGCCGACAUCCAAGUGUAUCGGCCUGCGGAGUGGUCCAAGGGAAUGGUGGACAAGCUGCGGGUUGAGGGAGCCACGAGCAUUGCCCUAAGUCCCGGGCUCAACCCUUCUAUCGCCGUGUUUGUAGCUGAGAAAAAGGGCGCGCCGGCUAGUAUCAAGAUCUAUGGCUUGUUAACUCUCAACAGCCCUCCGACGUGCCAGAAGAACUUCUACAAGGCCGAUCGGUCACAAAUCAAGUGGAACACGUUGGGCACGCAGGUACUACUCCUGACCCAGACCGAAGUCGACAACUCAAAUAAGAGCUACUAUGGAGAGACUGGGCUUUAUUUGCUCAGUUCUGCCGGUAACUUUGACUGUCGUGUUACUUUGGACAAGGAAGGACCCAUCCAUGACUUUAACUGGAGCCCGAACUCGAAAGAGUUCGCGGUUGUGUAUGGCUAUAUGCCCGCCAAAUCUAUCAUAUUCGACCAUCGAGUCCGCUCGUUACACGAUUUUGGGUCCUCUCCGCACAAUUUCGUCUCGUUCAACCCUCAAGGCCGCCUUAUUGCCCUCGCAGGCUUUGGUAACCUCGCAGGCAAAAUCGACAUCUUUGAUCGACGAUCCUUGACGAAAGUGACAACCAUCGAUGCACCCAACACGUCGUACUGUGAGUGGUCUCCAGACGGUCGUUUCCUUCUUACGGCAACCUUGUCUCCUCGCCUACGUGUGGAUAACGGGAUCAAAAUCUGGCACUGUUCCGGACCUCUUGUCCACUUGCAGAAUGCUGAGGAGCUUUAUCAAACGUCUUGGAGACCUACACCGGUGGAGCAUGUAGCCCAGUUUGGGCAGGGCAUCCCACUAUCGCCUGCUCCCAGCGAGGCCGUCAGGAAUAUGGAAGCCGUUAAGAAGCCCGCCGCAGCGAAACCCGCGGGUGCAUACCGACCCCCGGGAGCUCGAGGUCUGGCCACGCCAGCCAUCUUUAAGCGAGAAGACGAAGGUGGCGCUGCGCGGACGCCAACGAAUGGGACGGCCACCCCGCCUCGAGGGUACAAUAGGAGUCCCGCUCCCGGAGCCCCGGCCAACGGGAAUGUCAACGGGAACGGGCGGCGACACGUCCCGGGUGCCGCACCGCCCAGUCACAGUCCAAGCCCUGGACCGGAAGGCGAGAAGAAGUCGUCGAGGAAGAGAAAUAAGGGCGCAAAGAAGGACGGCGAAGAGAAGGGAAAGAAGGAUGCUGGGGAUGUUGAUAGUGGACGGCCGUCGUUGGAUGUUCCUGCCAGUGGGAAGGCCAAUGGCAAGGCUAACGUGGAGGCGGUUGCUCCCCCUCCACAGGUGAAUGUGGAUGCGGCAUCACCUGUUACACCGACACUGGAUAGUGCACUCGAUCCGGCGGCCAAAAAGAUCCGGAAUCUGAACAAGAAGCUAAAAGCAAUUGAGGAACUGAAGGAGAAGGCGAAACGAGGAGAGAGAUUAGAGGCUACCCAGCUGAAGAAGAUGGAAGGCGAAGCCGAUAUUCGCAAGGAGCUGGCGAGUCUCGGUGCCUGAUCUCCGCUGGAUUCUUUCAUCUUCCGUCGCUUUCGCUUGUUGUCUACUCCUUUGUUGUUCGGUUGCUGUCGACUAUACACAAUGUAUCUAGAGGUUCAAUAUGGAGGAUAUUUGGUAUGUGUCUGUGC
Molecule: messenger RNA, 2181 nt
Organism: Desarmillaria tabescens
Lineage: Eukaryota; Fungi; Basidiomycota; Agaricomycetes; Agaricales; Physalacriaceae
Product: eukaryotic translation initiation factor eIF2A-domain-containing protein
Exons: 6
Coding region: 95-2053 (652 amino acids)
Biological process (GO): translational initiation
Cellular component (GO): cytosolic small ribosomal subunit
Molecular function (GO): mRNA binding; ribosome binding; translation initiation factor activity
Source: RefSeq, a predicted model, not a curated record